Molecule: messenger RNA, 543 nt
Organism: Pleuronectes platessa (European plaice)
Lineage: Eukaryota; Metazoa; Chordata; Actinopteri; Pleuronectiformes; Pleuronectidae
Product: protein jagged-1a-like
Exons: 5
Coding region: 1-543 (180 amino acids)
Biological process (GO): heterophilic cell-cell adhesion; establishment or maintenance of epithelial cell apical/basal polarity
Cellular component (GO): plasma membrane; protein-containing complex
Molecular function (GO): calcium ion binding
Source: RefSeq, a predicted model, not a curated record
AUGUAUGGAUGGCAGGGUGAUUACUGUGAUCAGUGUAGCUCUCACCCCGGCUGUGUUCACGGCAGCUGUGUGGAGGCGUGGCAAUGUCUGUGUGACACCAACUAUGGAGGACAGCUGUGUGACAAAGAUCUGAACAUGUGUGGGACAUGGCAGCCAUGUUUGAAUGAAGGAACCUGCAGUAACACGGGACCGGAUAAAUACCACUGCUCCUGUCCCGACGGAUUCUCCGGGGUCAACUGUCAAAGCGCCGACAACGCCUGUCUGUCCAACCCCUGUGUGAAUGCGGGCCGCUGUGUGGAAAUCAGUCAGGGGUUCGAGUGUCGCUGUUCCCCAGGCUGGACCGGACCCUCCUGCUCCAUCAACGUGGACGAAUGUCUGGUGAACCCCUGCGGUCAUGGAGGGACGUGUCAGGACCUGGUCAAUGGUUUGAAGUGCAUCUGUCCUCCUCAGUGGGUGGGAAAGACCUGCCUCAUAGAUGCCAACGAGUGCAACGACGACCCCUGUGUCAACGCCAACUCCUGUCGGAAUCUGAUUGGCGGAUAA